AUGGCAUCUCUCAGCAGCUCUAACACAGCCUUUGCCUUGGAGCUGUACCACACUCUGGGUCAGACCAACACAGGGAAUAUCUUCAUCUCCCCAUUCAGUAUCAGCUCAGCUCUGGCCAUGGUCUACCUGGGGGCUAAAAGAGACACAGCUGCUCAGAUGGCAAAGGCUCUGUCAUUCAACUUCACCAAAGACAUUCACACAGAUUUCCAGACACUCAAUGCAGAUAUCAACUCUCCCUCUGCAACUUACAUCCUGAAACUGGCCAACCGUCUGUAUGGAGAGAAGACCUGCAACUUCCUGACCGAGUUCUUAGAAUCCACCCAGAAGUUCUACUGUGCAGAUAUGAAGGCAGUAGACUUCCUCGGAGCAGCAGAGGAGACCAGAGGACAGAUCAACAGCUGGGUGGAGCAGCAGACGGAAAAUCAAAUCAAAGAUCUGCUGAAGCAAGGGACUGUCAGUGGUUUGACAAGGCUGGCUCUAGUCAAUGCCAUCUACUUCAAAGGAAACUGGUUGAACAGAUUUGACCAGAAAGACACCAAAGAGAUGACCUUCAAAAUAAACCAGAGUGAGAGCAAGCCAGUUCAGAUGAUGCACCAGAUAAAGAAGUUCCCCUUUAACUAUGUCCCAGACUAUAACCUCCAGAUCGUGGAGCUUCCCUAUGUGGAUGAGGAGCUCAGUAUGUUUGUCCUGCUGCCUGAGGAGGCCACUGAUGGAUCUGAUCCUCUCGUGAAGCUGGAGAGCGAGCUGACCAUGGAGAAACUGGACGAGUGGACCACCAGGUCCAACAUGGACACGGGCACGGACAUCAUAGUUUAUCUGCCCAAGUUCAAACUGGAGGAGGACUACGAGCUGAAUGAUCCCCUGGUCCAGAUGGGCAUGAAGGAUGUGUUCGUCGGGGGCAUGGCCGACCUGUCUGGGAUGAAUGGGAAGGGGGGGCUCUUCCUGUCUACGGUGGCCCAUAAGGCCUUUGUGGAGGUGAACGAGGAGGGGACGGAGGCUGCAGCCGCCACUGCUGGGAUGAUAGCGUUCUGUAUGUUCCGAGAGGAACACUUCACGGCUGAUCACCCCUUCCUCUUCUUCAUCAGGCACAAUAAGACCAAAAGCAUCCUCUUCCUUGGGAGGUUCUCCUCUCCUCAGUAGAAUAGUUAAAACUAGUAGAGAGGAUUUAACAUCAUUUACAACAAUUAUUUGACAGGGGCAUUUAACAUCAAUGAACAUUUCUGUAAAUGUGCCAUAUUUAGCCAGGUAGCUAGUUCCAUUAGCACUUGAUUUAAUCCACUAUAAAACCAAAUAAAGGAGAAUGUCUAAAUGA
Molecule: messenger RNA, 1312 nt
Organism: Oncorhynchus nerka (sockeye salmon)
Lineage: Eukaryota; Metazoa; Chordata; Actinopteri; Salmoniformes; Salmonidae
Product: leukocyte elastase inhibitor-like
Exons: 6
Coding region: 1-1140 (379 amino acids)
Biological process (GO): negative regulation of endopeptidase activity
Molecular function (GO): serine-type endopeptidase inhibitor activity
Source: RefSeq, a predicted model, not a curated record